Messenger RNA from Carlito syrichta (Philippine tarsier), 1651 nucleotides. It is a transcript of the gene PTPN18, whose product is annotated as protein tyrosine phosphatase, non-receptor type 18. Bases 77 to 1522 code for a protein of 481 amino acids. Gene Ontology annotation, molecular function: non-membrane spanning protein tyrosine phosphatase activity. The transcript is spliced from 15 exons. Lineage: Eukaryota; Metazoa; Chordata; Mammalia; Primates; Tarsiidae. Gene Ontology annotation, biological process: peptidyl-tyrosine dephosphorylation. The record is from RefSeq and is a predicted model, not a curated record. Gene Ontology annotation, cellular component: cytoplasm; nucleus.
UCCGGCUCCCGCGGUGUCUACACCGGCUGGCAGUGCGGAGCGCAGUCUGGACGGGACCCCGCCGGCGCGUGGCGCCAUGAGCCGCAGCCUGGACGCCGCGCGGAGCUUUCUGGAGCGGCUGGAGGCUCAGGGCGGCCGGGAGGGGGCGGUCCUCGCCGGCGAAUUCAGCGACAUCCAGGCCCGCUCUGCCUCCUGGAAGACUCACGGCGUGUGUUCCACCGAGGCGGGCUGCCAGCCGGGAAACGCAAGGAAGAACCGCUACAAAGACGUGCUGCCGUACGAUCAGACACGCGUGGUCCUCUCCCUGCUCCGGGAAGAGGGGCAUGGCGACUACAUCAAUGGCAACUUUAUCCGGGGUGCGGACGGAAGCCAGGCCUACAUCGCCACGCAAGGACCCCUGCCUCACACCCUGCUAGACUUCUGGCGACUGGUCUGGGAGUUUAGAGUCAAGGUGAUCCUGAUGGCAUGUCAAGAGACAGAGAACGGGCGGAAAAGGUGUGAGCGCUACUGGGCCCAAGAGCAUGAGCCACUACAGAUUGGGCUUUUCUGCAUCACCUUGACAAAUGAAAAGUGGCUGAAUGCAGAUAUAAUGCUCAGGACCCUCAAGGUCACAUUCCAGAAGGAAUCCCGUUCUGUGCACCAGCUGCAGUUUAUGUCCUGGCCAGACCAUGGGGUCCCCAGUAGUCCUGACCAUAUGCUCGCUAUGGUGGAGGAAGCCCAUCGCCUCCAGGGAUCUGGCCCUGGACCCCUCUGUGUCCACUGCAGCGCCGGCUGCGGGCGAACCGGCGUCCUGUGCGUGGUGGACUACGUGCGGCAGUUGCUCCUGACCCAGACCAUCCCAUCUAACUUUAGCCUCUUCGAUGUUGUCCUGGAGAUGCGGAGGCAGCGGCCCUCGGCAGUGCAGACAAAGGAGCAGUACAGCUUCCUGUACCACACGGUGGCUCAGAUGUUCCGCUCAGCAAUCCAAAACGCCAGCCCCAGCUACCAGAACCUCAAGGAGAAUGGUGCCCCACUCUACGAUGACGCCCUCUCCCUCCGGACUUCCCCAUCCCUUCUUGCCAUCCCGCGCCCGCCAAGCCCAGGAGGGGUGCUCAGCUCAUCAACUAUUUGCUGGCCCUUUGUUUUGAGCUUGGGGAGCCCUCCCCCAGGUGACUUUUAUCCCAGCGGUCCCACUGCCUCUGCCUCUGAGGGUGGCCCGCGGCGGGCUCGGCCUCUGGCGGUUCCGGCCUGUCUGUCCGGUCCCGGCGUGGAGGCACGUGGUCCCGCCCUGGGGCCGCCUUCUCCCGCGGGCGCCGCCCCUGGCUCGCCCACCCGGGGGCGGAUCUCGGGACUCCGCGGGCUGCCCGAGCUGAGCCGUGGGGGCCGUUUCUUGCCCGCAGCUCCGGCCGAACAAAGUCCCGCCGGGUCUGGCGCCUACGAGGACGUGGCGGGCGGAGUUCAGGCCGGUGGGCUAGGCUUCAACCUACGUAUUGGGAGGCCGAAAGGGCCCCGAGACCCUCCUGCAGAGUGGACCCGCGUGUGAGUGCUGCGCCAGCGCCUGCCUGUUCCUCCCUGUGAGCCCUGGAGUGCUGACAACCACCUGCAGCUGUGCAUGUGUUGAGAAUGGAAACACUAGACUGGGACCAAAAUAAAAGAUUCUCAGGGUGGGAAA